CGUUACUGUAACAACCGGAACAAUCAGAGAAGCGUGUGCGCGACUUCCAUCUCCCUCCACACGAAACGCAAUUUCCAAAACCAGAGAUCGCCGUCGGCCAAACCCGACCGGCUGCGGUAACAGACCGCUUCCUCAAGAUAUGAGAUCUUGAUAGAAUCAGUUUGAAGAGUCCAAGUAAAUUUUUCGGCAUGUUUGACUUCAAAGAAGAAGGCCAGCGGACUGAAAUGACUGUCAGAAGGAUUUCCCCCGAGUUUGGGUGUCCUCAUACCCUUAAUGCUGAAAAUUAUGAUGAGGAGAUGGCUGAACUAAGCCCGGUUCUCCAAAGUGAUCUUGUUAGCCUUGGACAAGCUGCCGGAAUUGAAGAUGUUGAAUCAAGAAUUAUCUUUUCCAGUUUGGAAUAUGGUUCAAAGCCUAGUGCUACUCGGCGGCUGGAGGAUCAUUCAAAUAACUCAUUUCCAGUAUCUUCAUGCAACGUUAAGUCAGUUUGCUUGGCCUCAGAUGCCCCUAACAGCAUGAAUGAAAGAUUUCCAUCUGAUAAUUCAGAUAAUAAUGCUUCUUCUGAUGGACCAUCAUCUGAUAACUGUUUCGAUCGUGGGGAUUUGGAUGACGAGAGGGAGGUAAUUCAAUUCUAUGCUGAUUAUCUUGAUUACCGGGGUACACAAUACAUGGAUUAUGUGGUAAGCUUCAGUAGAAGUUAUGUUGAAGCUAGAAGCAGAACUAUCCAUGGAGAUUUUCAUAUUCAUAUGGAAACUGAAGAUAUUGUGAAAAUAGAGUCUCAGUGGAGUGCUCAGAUUCAGGCUGGUACAAUCAAUAUAUAUUUCAUUGCAAAAGAUGCAGCACAGGUCGAAUUUGACGCUGUCCACAAUGCUUCAGCUGUAUCAAGAGUCCAAGAGCUAAAGUUUCCAGCUGUUGAUCCGAACUGGUACCAGAAGCGUGAAGCAAUUGAAUCUCUUGAUGACAAAUAUAAGGCAGUUUGGAAUGUCCUACUUGACACUGGAGUGGAUUCUUCUUUCAGAGAAAGGGAAGAUUGGAUGCUCACGAGAAGCUGCUUUCCUAAAUUUGAAAAGCCUUUUGGAGAAGUGAUUUAUCCAAAAGGCGAUCCUGAUGCUGUUUCCAUCAGUAAGAGAGACGCAGAUCUCCUACUACCAGAUACAUUUGUUAAUGAUACAAUCAUAGACUUCUACAUCAAAUAUUUAAAAACUAGACAAAAUGUGGAUGAGAGGACUAAGUUCCAUUUCUUCAAUAGUUUCUUUUUUCGAAAGCUGGCUGACAUGGACAAAGAUCCAUCCAGUGCUUUUGAUGGCAAGGCAGCUUUCCAGCGUGUUCGUAAAUGGACAAAAAAAGUAAAUUUACUUGAAAAGGAUUUCAUUUUCAUUCCCGUCAACUACAAUCUCCAUUGGAGUCUUAUUGUAAUUUGUUACUUUGGAAAAGUUGCGAGCUAUAAAGGGGAUGACGAGCCGGGAAGAGUUCCUUGUAUAUUGCACAUGGAUUCUUUGCGAGGAACUCAUUCUGCCCUUAAAGAUCUUAUGCAAAGCUAUUUAUGGGAGGAGUGGAAAGAAAGGCAAAAAGGAACAUGUGAAGAUCUUUAUUCCAAAUUCAGUAACUUAAAGUUCGUACCACUUGAGGUGCCGCAGCAACAAAAUUUAUAUGAUUGUGGUCUAUUCUUGCUUCACUAUGUUGAGCUCUUUCUCGAGGAAGUUCCCACUAACUUCAAUAUCUACAAGAUUACACAAUCCCUUAACUUUCUCCAGGAAGAUUGGUUUCCUCCUGCAGAACCCUCCAUCAAAAGAACUCAUAUUGAAACAUUAAUUAGUGGUUUGCUGGACUCCGAAUCUGAAGAGUGUCUUCAAUCUGGUAGAAGUGGCAUGCAUUCCCCUAAAGAUCUGAACACCAAUCAUGGGUUUGACGAUGGCAUUCAGUUAACUUUAAAAUCUGGUCCUCCGUUGGGUGGUUCUCAAGAGAGCUCACUAUACGAGGUUGGGCAGGGAAUUGAGAUGACUUUACUACCUACUUCAUCUGCCAGGAGCACCCAAUGUACCAAAACUUCAGGAUUGGUUUUAAAGGAGUUGUUCAAGCAAGAAUCUACUCCAGAAUCUUUUACUGAUGUACCUUGGGGAGCUUUAGAAAGCAGAACAUCUAUUUUUGAGCUUAAAAGCCCUGCCUCUCUCCCAGAGGGAGAGGUGAUAGCUAGUGAGUGUUUUCCGACCACAGAGUUAGUCAAACAAGUCUUCCAGCAUCCAGAUGAUGUCACCCAGGAAGCACCCACCGUUCCCUUCCAAUCCGAAAAUUAUAGAUCAGAGGCAGUUUACCAACCUACACCAGGCGAUGCUGACUCAAUGCAAGUGGCAUCUGAUCGAGACUCAGGAGCACUGCUUAAUACCGAGGGUCCUGUCGACAUCAAUGCCCCAAGCGACGACUCCUUUGUCCUGAAGAUGUUAUCAGAUAUUGGUCAAAAAUUAAAACAGUUGCGCGAUAAUGUCCUCCCAGACGAGGCGGAGGGUGCUUGUACUUCAUUUGCUUCUGGUGACAGGUUGAAUGUAGUGGAGUGUGAGAGCCCGCAUCAGAUUCCUGACUCCAACGAUCAGGACGAUCCACGCCUGCUGACCUCUAACUCUCACCCCGGGUCAGGUGAGCAGGGUAAUGAUGAUGUUGGGCGAGAACGAGUAUCAGAAUCAGCGGAAGAGCAGCAUGCGGCGAAAAGGAUGCGAACCGGCCCCACUGAUGACGGGGAAGAGCUUCGGAAUCAUCUGUUGAAGGACCUUAACUUGUAAGGGCUAAACUCAAAUAUUUUUUGGCUUCUUGUUUUUUAUGAGAUGCUUUGAUUGUAUUAAGUCCUGAAAUGUGUAGAUUAUAAUGUGGCAAAUUGGAUUGUGUUCAGUCCGGAAAUCUUCCUCUUAAACUCGCUCAUAGAUCACAAAUUACUAAUUUAAGUCUUCGAUUAUUAUUUGUUUA
This is a messenger RNA of Salvia hispanica, 2952 nucleotides long. RefSeq names its product putative ubiquitin-like-specific protease 2B. The record is from RefSeq and is a predicted model, not a curated record. Gene Ontology annotation, molecular function: cysteine-type peptidase activity. Gene Ontology annotation, biological process: proteolysis. Lineage: Eukaryota; Viridiplantae; Streptophyta; Magnoliopsida; Lamiales; Lamiaceae.